Messenger RNA from Eucalyptus grandis, 1797 nucleotides. Its product is annotated as receptor-like protein kinase 5. Gene Ontology annotation, molecular function: receptor serine/threonine kinase binding; ATP binding; protein kinase activity. Gene Ontology annotation, biological process: protein phosphorylation. The transcript is spliced from 7 exons. The record is from RefSeq and is a predicted model, not a curated record. The coding region runs from base 1 to 1797 and encodes 598 amino acids. NCBI's taxonomy places the organism in Eukaryota, Viridiplantae, Streptophyta, Magnoliopsida, Myrtales, Myrtaceae.
AUGAUCAUCUCACGGGCCUUGAUGGUGCUCAACAUUAAUGGCUCCAUUGUCGCCCUCGGGCUGCUAACGCCGGUUGUUAUUCCUUUCAAUGGCCACAGAGAAGUUGUCCAACUCGACGCAAUGUUCUCCAAUGUCAGCCUCAGGCUGUCCAAAAACAAUCUAUCGGGCACGAUCCCCCCGGACUUUGGCAACUUUUCCCCGCUCAGAAGAUUCGAAGUGGCCUACAACAACUUGACCGGUGCAUUUCCAGAACAACUGUGCCAUGGCGGCACGCUCUCCUGGUUGGCCGCUAUGGACAACAAUCUCAACGGGAGUUGCCGAAGUCACUUGGAAAUUGCAGUACUUUGUCCCAUCUUCCGAGGAGCUGUCCCAAACCUCACUCGGAUCGAGAUGAGCAACAACAAAUUCUUCGGCAAGAUUCCGAGCACGGUGUCUUCGUGGAGGAACAUGGCGGUGUUUGAGGCCGGUAAUAACCUCCUCAGUGGCACGGUUCCGACUGAAUUGACCGAGCUUCCUAAGCUGACGAGGCUUUUGCUCGGUCAGAACGAGCUCUCCGGGAUUCUUCCCACGGACAUCGGACCAAUCCCGGCCAAGUUAGAGAACGCCGCAUAUGACACCAGUUUCCUGAACAACCCCGGGCUCUGUGCAUCCAAUUCGUUCAUGAGGAUCAAUCUCUGCAACGCCCAAUCCCAUAGGUUGAGCAAGACCAAUCUCACCUUGAUCGUGAUCUUGGCCAUUGCGGCAGCGAUGUGCGUGUUGUUGGUGGUGCUAUUCACGAUCAGAGCUUCCAGAAAGAACAGGAUUGGAUUGAAGGAGCAUAAUGUGAUUGGAAGUGGCGGAUCAGGAAAAGUAUAUCGCAUUAUUGUGAAUCCUUCUGGUGACGCCGUCGCUGUGAAAAGGAUUUGGAAUAACAAAAAGUUAAAUGAGAAGCUGGAAAAGCAAUUGCAGCAGAAGUGGAGAUACUUGGGAACAUCAAGCAUCGGCACAUUGUCAAAUUGUUAUGCUGUAUUUCUUGCGAGAACUCGGAAACUCCUAGUGUAUGAGUACAUGGAAAAUAGCAGCUUGGACCAUUGGCUUCACAAGAAGAAAGGAUCGUCGCCCAUCCCAGGUGUCGCCAACAAUAUGAUCUUGGAUUGGCCCAAAAGGUUGCAGAUUGCGCUUGGAGCAGCUAAAGGACUUUGCUAUAUGCAUAACGAUUGUUCAUCACCCAUCAUCCACCGAGAUGUGAAAUCGAGCAACAUUCUCUUAGACUCAGAGUUCAACGCAAAAUUGCUGACUUCGGCCUUGCAAGGAUCUAUGCCAGUUCGCCUUCUUCAUACUUUACAUAUGUUGGAGAAAUCUUUCCAGGAAGAUUUUGGAAGAGUAUGCCUCAUGACAAGAGUCAAUGAGAAGAUUGAUGUCUAUAGCUUUGGGGUGGUUCUCUUGGAAACUAACCACUGGGAGGAGGCUAACGACAGGGACGAAGACAUGUGCCUCGCUGAUUGGGCAUGGCGUCACAUCCAAGAUGGCAACCCGAUAUCUGACGCAUUAGAUGAGGAGAUCAAGGAUGACUCAAACGUAGAUGAAAUAAGCAAUGUUUUUAAGCUCGGGAUCUUUUGCUGCUACUCUGCCUUCCACGAGGCCUACAAUGAAGGAGGUACUGCAAGUGCUGCUUCAAAUGUAGCGAUCCGCUGUACAAUGUCGAGAAGAAAUCCCAACACAAGUUCGAUGUCGUCCCACUCCUCGAAAAUUCCAAGCAUGAGGAAAUGCCAAGCAGCAAUUUUCAUGUUCUUGAGUGCAACACUUACUGAACGUUAG